AUGCUUAUUUAUAUCAAUAUUUAUGGUAUCAAGCUGAUAGUGAAUCACCAUUAUUGUGUUUAUGUUUUACGUGAACGUAUCCGUAAAGGUUUGCAAUUAUAUUCAUCUGAGCUAUAUUUAUCAUUACAAAAUUAUGGUGAAUUAUUUUCAAAUCAAAUUAUUUGGUUUAUUGAUAACACAAAUGUUUAUCAAUAUGCUUCAUCACAUUAUGAUACUAGGACAAAGUUUAUGAAAUUAUAUUUUUAUAAGUGCUCGUCAUAA
Molecule: messenger RNA, 261 nt
Organism: Rotaria sordida
Lineage: Eukaryota; Metazoa; Rotifera; Eurotatoria; Philodinida; Philodinidae
Source: the annotation of a GenBank genome assembly